ACUGACACUUGACAAUAAUGAAUUUAAAGUCAGCUGAACAAUGCAUCUUUAUUUAUUUAUUGUGUUGAAAUAAUUUACCAUGUUGCGUAUUAUUAACAUGUAAACCUUAGUGGUCAAAUGUUUCACGUUAAGGAAGUGAAGUUUUUUUAUUUUAUAUUUAUUGUAAUUACGUUGUGAUCUGUGUUUACUUCAUAUAAAAUGUUUGGAAGACCAAGAUGCAGAGAGUGGACACCUUUAACUACUCAACAGCUUCGUCUCCGUAGUUUAAUUCAGAUUGUGGGAUAUAACAUAAGGCCACCUGAGAGGUGUACACAUCAGUGCAGUUACUACCUGACCUUGCAUCACACUACAAUGUCUGCCCCAUUCUACACUAGCGAGAGGAUUUGCUCACCUCACCCUAAGUGGAAAGAAAUUGAUUCUGAAAUAACACAGCGUAUGUCAUCAACAAACGUAGUUAUACGGAUAUGGUGUCAUAUUCUCAUGCCUCCAUGUAAAGAUGAGGACGAGAAAUGCGAACAAGUGCAGGACACUAUCAUUCAAACGUGGGGUGUAUAUUUUAGUGGUCUCCGAUAUAUAGGGGCUAAUUUAGCUUUAAACUUUACCUCGGAUUGCUUCAAAAGCAACACUCUGGUAUUCCAAAUGCACGGUGGAUACUUUUGUUCGUAUAAAAGUUUGAAAUUGGACGUAAUACCGCCCGAAAAUGAAUUAGAACAAGGGUCUCUCUCGUCGGACUCAUCGACCAAGACGAAUGUAUCGAAGAUUACUUUGGAAUCAAAAGUUUUACAAAGUCACAAAAUUAUAAAUGAAUCUAGAUCGCUUUCUCCGGGUAAAUUUUCAAAGAUAUCCGAUAAAGAAUAUUCGAAAAGUCACAGUCCAGUCGAAAGAGGUUUUAAACAAAAUUUUCCUACUCUAAGAUCUUCGUCAAGUUUGAAUAUGUCUUUAAAUCAUAGAGAGAGUAAAAGGGAAAAAAGUACUGAAAGGAAAAAUGUAGAUCCCAACCAUAUAUAUGAACAUUCUCCUGAUAACAUAGAUGUUAGAGAAUUUACAAACAGUGAUCUUAACUGUGAUAAAUCAGCUUCCCAAGAGGAGCUGUCGAGUAAAGUAGACUUGAGCGAAACGGCUGAAAGUUACGACUUACGCAAUGAAUCUGAUGGAGUGCCAAAAUAUAGGUAUCUGGCGCUGAGUUUCCUCAAAUCGGAAAUUAGGCCAAGUUACAAUGCAACGAAAUUGCAAAAUCUUCAUUUGCUUCAGUAUUCUAUAAAGAAGCGACAAGAAGCGGUCCAGGAAAUAAAGGAACGGAUAUAUAAGAAAUCAGCUUUAAGUGAGACUUGGACAUCGGAUUUUGAAUUAAAACUUAAGGGUAAAAGUAGGUCUCAGAGGAAUUUGUUUUCGCCUGACGAAAGUGAAGGUUUAAAGGAAAAAUCCUCUUCUCAAAGUGAUUUGACCGUUAAAAAUGGUAAAAUAAAAGAAGAAAAAACACCAGUAUCAAACGGUCCGCGAUUGACGUUAAAAUUAAACGAUCUUUUGUCCUAUAAGUCUAAGCCUUCUCCAUAUCAAAGAGCAGAACACGUUAGACUUACGAAACAAUUAGAAAUAUUACAUUUCAAAAGACUUAUACUUUCGGAUGAGAGAGAUAGCAAAUUAGCAAAUAUUAGACGAUUGAAAGAGAGACAUGCGAAGUUGUUUGAAGAGAAUCAAGAUGUCGGUUCAGAAUUGAUGCAAAAUUAUCACACGCUUUCUCGUCGUACUGAAGCGUUGAAAGAGACAAGAGAGUCGUGUUAUGCACUAAGGGAGCUUGCAGCGAGAUCUCACGCAGCUUUAGCGAGCUACAGAAGUGAUUUACUGAUGCAACUGUCUAGAAUCUUCUAUAUAGAUCAGCAAGACGCAACAAAUUGGUCGAUAUGUGACGUGCCACUACCGAUAUGUGGUGAUGAGAACCCUCGAGCUUCGAAUCCGGUCACAGAUUCUGUCGCAGCCGGUUUUGUAGCUCAAGCGACAUCACUAACAGCGGCCAUAUUGAAUCAACCUCUACGCUACAAGAUCACGUUACUCGGUUCAGCGAGUAAGAUAUUAGACAUCACACCGGAUUUACCGGAUCCAAAUAUACCAUUGUUCGCAAGGGGCGGUGAUAUAACUCUGUUUCGUUACGCGAUGUUUCUCCUGAACAAAUGCAUUGCCCAGCUGCUCUGGGGUCGCGGGUUGACGGUGCACGACAUGAGGCCGACGCUGUCUAACUUACAGCGUUUGUUGACCACGCCGAGUAACCUAACGGAUACAUCGAAGUUAUUCGGUACAUAUCGCUGGCUAGCUGACAGUCUCUGUCCAAGGACGCAGUCACUACGAAGUCUGGUGCCAUCUGAGAGGAAAUAUAGGCAAUUCAAUAGAUUUAAGGAAUCUGUCGAUAGUCACACACCACAGAAGACGGUGAACGUCAAGAGACAUAAGCAUUCUAGAAGCGUUGGAAGUUAUCACGAAGAUCAGGAUUUAUCGCUAAACGAUUCGACUAUGUCGAUAAUGGGAAGCGAAUCGAACAUAUACAAUAUGAAAUUAACGAAAUCAGAAUGUUCUCAAAGUCUGAAACCACACAAUUCCGACUCAGAAAUAGCUAAAUUAACGGUACAGUUGACAGAAAAUAAAGUGCAGUUCACACUGGGCGACGACGACACGGUGGACGAGAAGUUGGUGAGAAUAUCGAGUAAUAACGACGACGAAGUUACGUGUACGACGUGUCUCGACGAGAACGUCAAGAGGAUAUGUUCGGAAAUAACGGACUUCUGUUCGAAUUCAAGUAGGAAGAGUUACGAUUUUCCUAAAAAUGAAAUCGAUAUAGCUAAGUAUAUGGAGAGGAAGGUCAGCGUUGAAAUCGAAGAUGUGGAUGUUUCGUGCGAUACGUGCGGUCACAACAAGAGUGGGGUCUGCGACAUAGCCUGCGCUAAUAACGUGCGGGACGUCAUCGUGAUACCGAGCGCGGAAGCCAUAUUGGAUACGGGGCCGAGUUUGAAUUUGGAAGAGGAACAGAACGGUUAAUAUUUCAUAAUUAGAAUAUUUUAUUGUUUUUCUC
This is a messenger RNA of Vanessa tameamea, 3061 nucleotides long. RefSeq lists its product as uncharacterized. The coding region runs from base 199 to 3027 and encodes 942 amino acids. The record is from RefSeq and is a predicted model, not a curated record. Lineage: Eukaryota; Metazoa; Arthropoda; Insecta; Lepidoptera; Nymphalidae. Gene Ontology annotation, molecular function: SNARE binding. Gene Ontology annotation, biological process: SNARE complex assembly. Gene Ontology annotation, cellular component: lytic vacuole; endosome. The transcript is spliced from 10 exons.